This is a messenger RNA of Aphanomyces astaci, 1503 nucleotides long. RefSeq lists its product as hypothetical. The record is from RefSeq and is a predicted model, not a curated record. The transcript is spliced from 4 exons. Lineage: Eukaryota; Oomycota; Saprolegniomycetes; Saprolegniales; Verrucalvaceae. Gene Ontology annotation, biological process: GPI anchor biosynthetic process. Gene Ontology annotation, molecular function: hydrolase activity. The coding region runs from base 77 to 1114 and encodes 345 amino acids.
CACAAUCUCGUCGACUAUUAUAGUAGUACUAGAGGCCGCAACCGAGCUAUCCGGAUAGUUGUUCAACAGGGUGUCAAUGAAGUGGCGGGCCGCUUUGUUUGUCGCGGCGGCGGCGGUGUCGAGUGGCGUGACGUUGUGGCUGUGUUCGACGCUGUACUAUCAAUACAUCGUACAUUCAUGCGGGUCGCAAGCGAUGGAGGGUGGCGGCACGCGAGUCGUCGUCGUCAGUGAUGCACACAUGCUGGGCCACCGAAAGCGAUCGACGGUGGAACGGCUGUGGGUGGACUGGCAAGCAUGGCUGUCCUUCACGACGAUCGUGUCCAGGAGGAGACCAGACUUAAUCGUGUUCCUCGGUGACCAAUUCGACGAAGGCACUGCCGCCACGAACAACGUUGUGCACAAGGAGUACAUUGCUCGGUUUCGAGAAAUCUUCGACCCGAACGUGGCGCAAAGCCUUCAUUUGCUUGGCAACCACGAUGCUGCGUUUGGUCCUGGGUUGACGGCGCCGCUGGUCGGUCGCCACGAGCGAGAAUUUGGACCGGCCAAUCGCGUCGUGAAUGUUAACAACGUGCUCUUCCUGCAGCUGAACACGAUGGCCUUGGAAUCCGACGUGCUGGACCAGCAAGUGCACCACGACGCCAUGGCGUACGACCACCCGCCAUAUUUGCUUUGUCCAUAUGAAGUCUCUCCAUGUCCAUUGAUCGUGUCUUCCCGCAGGUUCUUAGACAGUGUCGAAGAGAAGCGCCGCAGCACUGGCUUCCCCCCACUGGUGCUGCUGACCCACUUGCCACUGUACCGUCCCGACGAUCUGGCCUGCGGAGCCCAGCGAGCAGCCGAGUCUGGCCACAUCACGUACGAAGCGCCGUCGUUCAAGUACACGGAGCGCCACCACGUGCUGUCUAAAGCUCUGUCCGAGAGGCUGCUGGCAACGAUUCGGCCGGUGCUGGUGCUGUCUGGCCACAGCCACGCCACGUGUGCCCAUGCCCACCGGGUGCACUAUCAACCCCAUCCCGUCCAAGAAUACACAAUCCCGACCUUUUCCUGGGGCAUGCGACCAGAUCCAUCGUACCGUGUUCCUGUCCAUGGAGCUAGUAUUACUACUUCGGCAUGGUAGGUUCGCCAUCUUGACGGUCCUCGACACCUUGCCCACGGCCAGUAAGGACGACCCAUCGUCCGUGGGCCUGCACUUGGCCACAUGCAGCCUGCCGCGCGAAAGCCACUUUGUUGCAGUGCUAGUACUGGCGGCAGGGCUGCACGCGUCGGUGGCAUGGGUGAUAUACAGCCACCUGUGGCCAUCGCGGCCCCUCCACUCGCCUCGAAACGAUUGAAACUGUCAAGCAAGGUCACGAGCGAUGAAUCGUGCUUGUUUGUAUCAGUAUUCGUUGAACGUGAUACUCGGGGCCUGUUCCAAGUAGAUAUUUUUAGCAAAUGAUCAAUUUUGGUUCCAAGUACAGUUUCCUACUUUUUUUAAAACGAAGAUGCCAAUUUAAAGAGACGUCGUCG